Molecule: messenger RNA, 2347 nt
Organism: Leptonychotes weddellii (Weddell seal)
Lineage: Eukaryota; Metazoa; Chordata; Mammalia; Carnivora; Phocidae
Source: RefSeq, a predicted model, not a curated record
CCUCCCAAAAAUGUGUGCAGUGGCAGAAACUGUCAAGUUGGCUAGAACUAGCCCCCGCCCCCGACACCAAUUCUGGACGGCUUCCGCGCGCGCGCCUCGCUGGUCUGGGACCAACGGCGGCGUCUCUGGCAGGGGCUGCGGAGCGAGGAGCAGGAGGAAUGAGCUCGGCUUCGUGGGGGCCGGGAGACGUUCAAACAACGCUUUCAGUCUGGUGUUGGGCACCCAGUUUUUCCAGAAAAUGCAGCCCUACAAGGGACAACCGACCAUGGAUAAGGCACCAGUGGAACGAGCAGCCGAGGGCGCGGACACUGGAUUGAGGGUACAGAGCCUGCCUCCGUCAGCCCCCUUGCCCGGUUCUCUUCCGGCAGCCGCUGUCCCUUCCACGGCCAUCUGGACGAGCUCUCCACAGGGCCCUCCCGCCUCCCCGACCAGUGGCACUCCCAGCAACUCGGUCUUCCCAGCCACAGCCUCGGCGCCAGCACCUCUGCUCCCCAAGAACAUUUCCACGGAGCCCAGAGAAGAGGAGACGACGAGCGGCCCGGCCUCUCACCGGGGAGGCACGAGCACAGACCCCUCACCAGCUGGCGGUGGGGUGCACUCAACAGCCACUCCCCCAGAACACAGCUCAAGCACUCCCGAGGAGGCAAGCGCGCCCCCCACAGGGUCCCAGCACCCCUCGGCGGCCCCCACUGAGUCUCCCACCCUCCCCUCCCCUCAGGCUCCAGCCUCAUCACCCCCACCCCUAUCAACCUCACCCCCGGAGGUUUCUUCUGCCUCCUCGGCCAGCACCAAUCACAGCUCUGCCGAGACCAGCACCAAGCCCACCGGAGCCCCGACCCCACCAGAGGCCCCAGCAGAAGAGCACAGCUCUGCCCACACACCCACUUCACCUGCCACAGCCCAGCCGCUGCCCGCGGAGACAACACCCCAAGCCACAGUGCCGGCCAAAGUGACCUGUGUGAUGAUGGACAUGGAGACCACUGCCUCCCCUGGGGUGAGCAUGCAGCAAGUGGAGCAUGCGCUAAGCUCAGGUGAGUCUCAGUCACCAGAACACGGAGAUGUGAAGAAUGCAGUUCCAUUAACCCCACCCAACUGAUCUCAGUCUGAAUUCUGGAGAGCCAAGCCUGAGCUCCAUUCGCCAGAACUGCCACCAAGGUGCAAACGUUGCUUUUAGUCACUUGAUUAACUUCCACAUGCUGUCUCACUGAUUGCCGCCGCCGGUGCUCAUGAUGUGUCUUCCCAUAUGUCACAGAGAAUGUCCAUAGGGGAGACAGUGUAAACAGAGGGGUUAACUGCGUGGCUUUUUGGCGGAGCUCCCUAGGUUUUAAGUUCUGGCUCUGGCCCUUGGGCGAGUGACUUCAUCUUUUUGUAUCGUUAUUUUGCCUCAUCUGUAGAAUGGGGACAAAAUAGGUUCUGUUGGACAUGACUCUUGCGGGGAUUAAAUGGGAUGACCUAUGAAGCGCUUAGAACAGUUACCAGCGGGGAAUAAAUGCUCAGGAAAUGUCAGUUAUUAGUAUUUUGCUCGGCCUGUUAACGAAGUGCUUACCUCAUGGAAACCAGUCAGGCCAAGUAGGAUGGGGGGAGGGGUAGAGAACUUGCUUAUCCUUUAGAGUCACCGAUAUAGUUCAUGGGAAAGGCAAUAAAUUUUACAGGACAUCGCAUUUGUUUUUAUUCUCCCAGCAGUCCUCUGAAGUCAGUAUUAUUCUUAUCUUGAUUUUGCAAGCUUAGAAAUUAGGGUGGAGAGAGAUUUAGGGUCUCUUCUGAGGUCACAGGCAUCUGGCAUUGACGUAAAGACGGUAAACUUUAGGAUAUUGAGCAGGAAAAGGCUUUAGUGGGAGUGUUUGUCCUCCCGAGUGAGAAGCAGUGAGGUGAGAACAGCCAGAAGGUGAAGGGGGGAACAGAGCUGUGGCUCCUCCCCUGGGGAACGUUCAGAACACAGCCACAUGACUAGCUGGGGUCAAAGGCAUGGCUGUGACGGAGGAGAAAUGAAUAUCUUUUAGCAAACAAUCAAUAAGCAACCCCUAUGAACAGAAACUCCCAUUAAGAGAAGAAGUGGGGAGAGAGGGCUAAGAUGAACAAGACAUGAUUCCUCAGGGAAGAGCUCACAGUUUACCAGGAGAUAAAGUCCCAAAGAAUUGUGUAUUCUUAUUUCAAAGGCCCAGGAUAUCUGUGAGAGUCCCAAUGAGAGAGAGAGAGAAAGAUCCAGUCACACUGGGAUAAAGGAAUUAAUCACAAAUUCUUGCCUGGGGUCUGGGGAAACUACAGGGGAGCAUAAUAGCAGAGCCAUUGUGAGUCAGGCCUAGGAGGAGGGAACAGUCACCAGAACCCAGAAGGAGAGUCUUUUUUU